Messenger RNA from Misgurnus anguillicaudatus (oriental weatherfish), 3621 nucleotides. It is a transcript of the gene slc16a10, whose product is annotated as solute carrier family 16 member 10. Gene Ontology annotation, biological process: transmembrane transport. The record is from RefSeq and is a predicted model, not a curated record. Gene Ontology annotation, cellular component: basolateral plasma membrane. Gene Ontology annotation, molecular function: transmembrane transporter activity. NCBI's taxonomy places the organism in Eukaryota, Metazoa, Chordata, Actinopteri, Cypriniformes, Cobitidae.
UAUUUACACGUGUUAUUGCAAAAGCAGAAGAGGCAUAGGAACCGCGUGCUGCGAGAAAGUAACGUUAUAUGAUGUUUGUAUAGCCAUCCGCACGACCUUAAAUUAUAUACAAUACCUGCACUGACAUCAGACAUCAGCAUGAGUGACGCGUCAAACGCGAGUAAAGACACCGCAGAGAUGGACGCGAGCGAGCCGGAGGUGAAGCAGGAGAACGGGGACAGUAAAAGCGCUCCGGGCGAGGAGAAAGCCCCACCGGGAGAGCUCGAGCCCCCUGAGGGCGGCUGGGGAUGGGUGGUGAUGCUGGCGGCUAUGUGGUGCAACGGCUCGGUGUUCGGGAUCCAGAACGCUUUCGGUAUUUUAUUUGUGUCUCUGCUGAAAGAGUUCGGCUCCGAGGACGACGAAGACCUCCGCUUUAGAACAGCAUGGGUCGGCUCUCUCUCCAUGGGUAUGAUCUUCUUCUGCUCACCGAUCGUCAGUGUCUUCACCGAUCUCUUCGGCUGUCGGAUAACAGCGGUCGGCGGGGCUGCUGUGGGGUUUGUGGGACUUCUGGCCAGUUCCUUUGUCUCGUCUCUCGAGCCGCUGUACUUCACUUAUGGCAUAGUUUUCGCCUGCGGGUGCAGUUUUGCAUAUCAGCCUAGUUUGGUGAUCCUGGGUCACUACUUCAAGAAGAGGCUGGGUCUGGUGAACGGGAUCGUGACGGCCGGCAGCAGCGUUUUCACCAUCACGCUGCCGUACAUGAUGAAGGGUCUGCUGGAUAGUUUGGGACUUUAUUACACCAUGCGAGUUCUGUCCAUCUUCAUGUUUGUGCUGGUGCUGGCGGGCUUUACCUACAAACCCCUCCUGCCCAAACCCGUGAGCAACGCUAAGUCAGGCAGUCGCUGUCCGGCCCUUAGCAGGGUCUUUAAUGUGCAGAUCUGGAAAUCUCUGGGAUAUCGAAUCUGGGCGUUUGGAAUCCCCGCGGCCCUCUAUGGAUACUUUGUGCCUUACGUUCACCUGAUGAAACAUGUAGAAGAGAGGUUUGGAACGGACUCCAAUAAGGAGCUUCUGCUGAUGUGUAUCGGCAUCACGUCAGGUGUGGGUCGUCUGAUCUUCGGUCAAGUGGCUGAUUAUGUACCUGGAGUCAAUAAAGUUUACUUACAGGUGUCUUCAUUCUUGGUCAUCGGUCUGAUGUCUAUGAUGAUUCCUUUGUGUCAGAAUUUUGGUGGUCUGAUCGCUGUGUGUCUGCUCAUGGGUUUGUUUGAUGGCUGUUUUAUCUGCAUCAUGGCUCCGAUUGCCUUCCAGUUGGUGGGCUCUCAGAAUGUCUCUCAGGCCAUUGGCUUUCUCCUGGGGAUGAUGUCUGUACCCAUGACUGUAGGACCUCCCAUCGCAGGAUUCUUAAGGGACCGUUUGGGAAGCUACGACGUUGCUUUUUACCUGGCAGGAAUUCCUCCAAUCAUCGGCGGUGCCGUGUUGUGUUUGAUUCCCUGGGUGGAGGCAAAGAGGAGGAGGAAAGAUGAAGAAGGUGCUGAUGUUGCAGAGAAGAUGCUGGAGCGAAAGAUCGAUGCGCAAGACGACGCAGGCAUUCCAGAGAAAGCCGAUAACACUGAAUCUGUCAUCUGAAUAUAAGCAGCGUUUUUAAUGAGCAGACUUACAGAAGCCAUGAAACGCUUCUGACUGACCGUCCAACAGGCAACUCCUGCACAAAUGUGAUUUUUAAGCUAUGCAUACAUCAUUGAAAGUUGUUCUACUUUUAAUAUUUUCAAUGGAAAUUGUGCGGACUUGAACGCUAUAAAUGAAUUUUUUAUUAAAAAGGGAAAAUGUUUGCCAAACUGCAGGGGAACCUCAGAAAACUUUGUGGGAUUUUAAUAACCAAGUUUUUUCAUUUAUACAAUGAAUCUCUUUAAUUCAGUUUUAUAAGUAGGUUUUUGCUUUACCCUUUUUUGAAUGGUAAAGGUUAUAGUAAUAAGGAAUUACCGCAUGUAUUGUUUGCUUCCUAUAAUUGUGUAACUUUUUUAAUGCAUGCAGAUUAUAGCCAUGCCUGACAACUUCAACUUGAGCACUUCAGAAGUGUUUAUAAAGCAGAUGACAGUAAGAAUCACUUUUAUUUGUGAUGUAUAGGAAACAUUAAUGCUGCUUAUAUAAUCAAAAAAGCCAAAUUCAGUUUGUUAUUCAAUGCAAUGCUAUGUCCUCGAUGCCUUAUAUCUUGUCAGUGUUUUCUAUAGAUUUAGGAUUGUGUUGUGUUGUGCUCCUGACAGGGCAAAGAUAUAUUUCAUAUGAAUCGAGUAUUUUUUUCUAUGCAGUGAGGAUGUGAAGUUGCUCUUUAUAAUGAAUUUAUUUUUAUAAUGUUGCCGUGUGCAUAAGAGAGCCAUCAGAUCUCCAGAUGUGUGUGUGUCGAUCGGUCACAUUUCUUAAAGCCGUUCGCUAUCACUCGACGUCUGAUUAUACAGAAAACUCUCUCAUCAGACCCUUUAUGAUAGUGACUCACUACAUCUGUGAUGCCAUUUUAUUUAAUACCUCAUGAGAGGUCAUCAUCUGGUAUUAAUCACUUGAUAUAAAUUUGACCUGUGUUCCUGUUAAUGAUGCUACAGCAGGUGGAUAAGUUAAACAUGACCUACAGUGUUCAAUAUGUAUAGUGCUGUAUUAUUGACUAAACCGCUGUUGUUAUUGUUUUGGACUUUAUCUUACACAUUAGUGUGGCACGUGGUCUAUAGGAGUAUUAGUUUGAUCCUGUAAUCUACCUCAGUUGAUUUGAUUUAUAAAGCAUUUCUUAUGAAUACCAAAGAAGAGAAACACUGAUCACAGGUGAAAAUGCUCACAUAUCUCAUAUAGCGUCCUUCAUCAUUAUUCUGUCAUGAUAUUAAGGGAUAUUAGUGCCUUGACAAUAUGAUUUUAAUAUGCAAGACUCAUUUUCUUAACUGAAACCAUUGGCAUGUAGUCAAGUCAUGCAUUUCAUUCAAGUACAUUUGACACAUUUAACUUUAUUCAAAUAUUUUUCUGUUGUAAUCUGAAUAUUAUUAUGAGUUGGUUUUCCAACGUUUUCAUAUUUCAUUUUUUACUUUUAGUCCUUUUGUAUUUUUUAAUCUUAUAUUGUUCAUGUAAACCAUGGUUGUAUACACACGCGUGUUGUUGCAUAUUUUGUGUUGACAGAAGACAAUCAGCAUUAAUUUACUCAGGUGAUAAAACACACAGUAAUUUAAUUGUAAAGUUUCCUCAGACUUCAGCUAAACACCAAAACAAAACCUUCGGUGCCUUAAAGUAUUCUUUGCAACGUUUGUCCAUCUGUUUAGCAUUUUGCCUGAUAUGAAUUUUAUUUGUAAUAUUGUACAAUGAAAUAUAUCCAAUCAUCCAAACCUAGUAUUAAGCAAUAUAUAUUUAUAUAUAUAUCAGUAGAUAGCUGGUUCAGACUCCAUGGGUAUGAUGACAAAUACAAAGUAAGAUUUCCCAUUUCUUCAUCUAAUCUUAUAUUUGUAAAUCAUCAUGCAGAUGAAUUGUUGCUUCAAUUUUCUUAAUUGUGCCACUGCAAUAUUUCUCAUGUUAAAUUUUUAGAUGUCAUUGCCUGCAUGAUUUCAUUGUCUGUUAUGUUUUGUUGUAUGUACCACACUGCUAUAUUUCAAACUACAAUAAAGAACGAACAUAACCUUA